UUAUAUUGCAUUUGUUUCCUUUCAUUUUAUUUUAAUCAUAAUCUGGAAAGUUUGUGAUUUGUUUGUGUUUUUAUUUUUUUUUAGCACGCGCGCUCGGUUGCGAGCCCAAAAACCAACAAACAACCAAAUAAACCAACAAACAAAGCGCUGCUCCGCUCCUGACCGCCACUGAACGGCUGAAACGGAUUAACCGGCUAUUCUGAGCGCUAAUGAGAUUGGACCGGAGACGUGGCAGACAUGGAGCGUAGUAUCUCCGUGCUUUGGCUCAGUUUGGCUCGCCGUCUUGUUGCCUGUCACUCGGAAAUGGCGCUUUGAGAGUAACCGAGCCGCGCGCGCGGCAAACCUGCCCUGCACACCUCCUAUAAACACCUCGCUUUUGCAUGCUCACCUGUGCGUUGGGCUUUGUUUCCCCAAACCCUUAUAUUUUAGGUUGUUUUAAAAGCGCGCGCGCGCGUCUACGUUAGAGUGGACUGUAGCUUACUGUAACAUGAAGUACCAGAAAUACAUCACGGUUAUGCAGAUGGCUAUGGGAGUGACCGCGUCCAACAAAGACGAUUGCAUCCCUCCGAAAAGACAGCUGUGGGUGCCCCCCAGCUCCGACGCUGCCGCCUCGUCCGGUGCGGCGCCCCCCGGGGUGGCGGUGAGCCAGGGGAAGCCGUCACUGCGCAGGAUCAAGGGACGAGUUCAUCGCAGCAAGAGCCUGGACAGCAUCGACCUGCUGGACUGCAACAGUGCAGCGAUGGAGGAAACAGUUAUAUGGGAGCAGCACACGGUGACUCUUCACAGGGCUCCAGGAUUUGGAUUCGGUAUUGCCAUCUCAGGAGGAAGAGAUAACCCUCAUUUCCAGAGCGGAGAGACCUCCAUCGUCAUCUCUGACGUCCUGAAAGGAGGACCAGCAGAGGGGCUUCUGCACGAGAAUGACCGAGUGGUGAUGGUGAACGCGGUCUCCAUGGAUAACGUGGAACACGCCUACGCCGUCCAGCAGCUCAGGAAGAGCGGCAAAAAUGCCAAAAUUACAAUUCGGCGUAAACGCAAAGUCCAGAUCCCAGCAGCUCGAGCGGGCGAAAGGGAAACCAUGUCCGAACGUGAGGAGGAUACGGAGGACGAGGAAUUCGCUGGGCCGGGUGCCAGAGCCGGCACGGGGACGAACAGACGCAACGAACGGAGUGCUAGUCUGGGGCGGAGGGAACAGAGCGCGUCCCCUCGGUCCGACAGACGCUCGGUCACCUCCGCCGGCCCACCGAGACCCUCUAAAGUCACGCUGGUCAAAUCACGCAAAAAUGAAGAAUAUGGGCUGAGACUGGCCAGCCACAUUUUCGUGAAGGACAUCACACCUGAAAGCCUGGCGGCUCGAGAUGGAAACAUACAGGAGGGAGACGUGGUGCUGAAGAUUAACGGCACUGUGACGGAGAACCUGUCCCUCACAGACGCUAAGAAACUGAUCGAGCGCUCCAAAGGCAAGCUGAAGAUGGUGGUGCAGCGAGACGAGAGAGCCACGCUCCUCAACGUUCCCGACGUGGACGACAGCAUUCCUUCCGGCAACUCCGAGCGAGACGAUAUUUCAGAAAUCCAUUCCCUCACCUCCGAUCAUUCCCAUGAGCAGCUGCGUGCCGGACUCUCGCGCUCACCAGACAAGCGUUCCGAUCCAUCUGACAUCUCCGGCCAGUCCCCUCAACAGAUCAGCAACGGAAGCCACAGGAGUCGGGAUGAGGAGCGGAUCUCGAAGCCUCCGAUCGUGUCCACUCCAGUGAAGAUGGUGGAAGACGCUCUGCUCGUCCCCGGCAGCGAGGAGGCGGACAAACAGAUUCCUCCACUGCCAGAGCCGAAGCCAGUGUACGCUCAGCCCGGACAGCCGGAUGUAGAUCUGCCUGUCAGUCCCUCCGAUGCCCCCGUACCCAACGCUGCACACGAUGACAGCAUCCUGCGCCCCAGUAUGAAGCUGGUGAAGUUUAGGAAAGGAGAGAGCGUGGGUCUGAGGCUGGCAGGAGGAAACGAUGUGGGGAUCUUCGUGGCUGGAGUUUUGGAGGACAGUCCUGCUGCUAAAGAGGGUUUGGAGGAGGGAGAUCAGAUACUCAGGGUAAACAAUGUCGACUUUGCAAACAUUAUCCGUGAGGAAGCGGUGCUGUUUCUCCUGGACCUGCCCCGAGGAGAAGAGGUCACCAUUCUGGCCCAGAGGAAGAAGGAUGUGUAUCGACGGAUCGUGGAGUCCGACGUGGGCGACUCCUUCUACAUCCGCACCCACUUCGAGUACGAGAAGGAGUCUCCGUACGGCCUGAGCUUCAACAAGGGCGAGGUUUUCCGUGUAGUGGACACACUCUACAACGGCAAGCUGGGCUCCUGGCUGGCCAUCCGCAUCGGGAAGAACCACCAGGAGGUGGAGAGGGGUAUCAUCCCCAACAAGAACAGGGCCGAGCAGUUGUCCAGCGUCCAGUACACUCUACCCAAAACCCCCGGCGGAGACCGCGCCGAUUUCUGGAGGUUCCGCGGACUUCGGAGCUCCAAGAGGAACCUCAGAAAGAGCCGGGAGGAUCUUUCCGCUCAGCCGGUGCAGACCAAAUUCCCCGCAUAUGAAAGGGUCGUCCUUCGGGAAGCCGGGUUCCUGAGGCCUGUGGUGAUCUUCGGGCCCAUCGCUGAUGUCGCUCGAGAGAAACUGGCCAGAGAAGUGCCUGAUCUGUUUGAGCUCGCCAAAACACAGCGCCCUGGAGACGGGGAAAAAAGCGAGCCCCGAGACGCAGGUACGGAUCAGCGCAGCUCCGGGAUUAUCCGCCUUCACACCAUCAAGCAGAUCAUCGAUAAGGAUAAACACGCCGUGUUGGACAUCACCCCCAACGCGGUGGACAGGCUGAACUACGCUCAGUGGUACCCCAUCGUGGUGUUCCUGAACCCUGACAGUAAGCAGGGGGUGAAGAACAUGAGGACGAGGCUGUGUCCCGAGUCGAGGAAGAGCGCCAGGAAGCUGUACGAGCGCGCCCUCAAACUGAGGAAGAACAACCACCACCUCUUCACCGCCAUUAUAAACAUGAACAACAUGAAUGAGGGUUGGUACGGAGCUCUGAAGGAGACGAUCCAGCAGCAGCAGAAUCAGCUGGUCUGGGUUUCUGAGGGCAAGGCGGACGGCGCUUCUGAAGACGAUCUGGACAUUCACGACGAUCGGUUGUCGUACCUGUCGGCGCCGGGCAGUGAGUACAGCAUGUACAGCACGGACAGCCGCCACACCUCCGACUACGAGGACACGGACACCGAGGGCGGAACCUACACCGACCACGAGCUGGACGAGCCGCUGAACGACGAGCCGCUGAAUGACGACGGGGUCCCGCGCCACGCCCCGGCCAUCAGCCGAUCCUCGGAGCCCGUCGUGGAACAGCCUCCUCCCAGCUACGACGCUCUCGCGCGCAUUGAUCCGGCCGCCUUCAAAAACACGCCCAUGUCACACCAGAAAGCAGAGCCCGCUCUUCCCGAGCCAGCGUCUCCCGCUGCACACCUUAAUGUAGCGCUUCUGAGUUCGGCGGAGGGCAACGCCGGACCGGGGGCGGACAUCUUGCCCCCGGCUCCCGAGCCCAGCCAAUCAGAGCCCAAGCAGCCGUACCAGACGGAGAUCUACAGCGAGAACCCGGCGGCACGGACGAGCAGCCCUGGGUUAAAGCAGCCACCUGUUUACAAUUCCCAGCAGCCCCUUUACCAGGAGGACGCAGCGUACAGAGAUUACGAUCACCAGCCAUACCGUUACGAAGGUCCGUACACCGACGCCAAGUCUCGGAAUUACGACUCGCAAGAGCAGUGGCCUGGAUACGAGCGUCAAGGCGACUACAGCCCAGCGAGACCUCGCUUCGGGAAGCCCGCGCCGGCGCCUGUCCGUCACGACGAAGCCCCGCCCACUAUCACACCCGCACGUUUCGACCAGGAUCCCCUCCCUCCGCCCGCGUCUCGCUCCCCGGAGCCACCGAAACAGUAUUACGAAGCCGCGCCUCCUCCGAGACCCACCCAGCCUAGGGGGUACGUGAGUUCGGACACCCCGCCCCCUCCCAAAGUCGAGACCCUCCCAGCAGAGGCGGACACUCUGAACAAGCCCCUCCCACCCCCGCCUCCAGAGGCGGGGGAAGAUCCGGCGAUGAAGCCACAGUCUGUUCUGACUCGGGUGAAGAUGUUCGAGAACAAGCGCUCGGUGUCGGUGGACCGCGCCAAAGAGAACCUGGACACCACGCUGAGGUCAGCAGACAUGGUCCCUAAACCAGGGGCUGCCUCUGUGCCCAAAGCGAACUCUCUGAACAGCCUCGAUCAAGAGAAGACCUUCAGAGCCCCCGAGCCCCAGCAGCCCCAGUCGAGACCAAGCGACAUCAUCCGGGCGAAUCAUUACGACCCUGACGAGGAUGAGGAGUACUACCGGAAGCAGCUGUCUUACUUCGAUCGCCGCAGUUUUGACACCAAGCCUCCAGCACAAACACAACCACAACCUGGGAGCAAACCAACACAACCACAGAGCCAGCCUGGGAACAACUACCCCAGGACUGAGUCACUUGAGAAGGUCAGUCCUGUUCCCCAGGUAAUCCCAGUUGCUCCGCCCCCUACUUUACCCAAACCUGCAGCUCCCACUCCUCCUCCAGAACCUCUCAGCUCUCCCAAAGUCAAGCCCCUGGGUCGCGAGGACACGGUGCAAAGCUCCUACCUCCCCCAGAAGAGUUUCCCCGAGAAAUCUCCUGUCAACGGCACGGGCGCUCCUCCACCCUCCUCCAGCUACACCCGCUACAACAUCCCCAAACCGUACACGGCCUCGGCGCGGCCCUUCGAGCGCAAGUUCGACAGCCCCAAGUUUAACCACAACCUCCUGCCCAACGACACCACGGUCAAAGUGCUGUCCAGCAGCCCGGUGAAAACCCAGACGCAGCCUGCGGAUCAGGACGACUCCUUUAACCGCGCGCCUAAAUACCAGAACAACAACAUCAACGCCGUGCCCAAGGCCAUCCCUGUCAGCCCCAGCGCUCUGGAGGAUGAUGAUGAUGAAGAUAUGCACACGGUCGUCGCCACAGCGCGAGGCAUCUUCAACUCAAAUGGCGGCGUUUUGAGCUCCAUAGAGACGGGCGUGAGCAUCAUCAUACCCCAAGGGGCAAUUCCUGAGGGUAUUGAGCAGGAGAUCUAUUUCAAAGUGUGUCGGGACAACAGCAUCCUGCCACCGCUCGACAAGGAGAAAGGAGAAACCCUUCUGAGUCCCCUGGUGAUGUGCGGUCCACACGGUCUGAAGUUCCAGAAGCCCGUGGAGCUUCGUCUUCCUCACUGUGCGUCUAUGACUCCUGAUGGUUGGUCUUUUGCUCUAAAAUCCUCCGACUCCUCGUCGGGUGAUCCCAAGAACUGGCAGAAUAAAUCUCUUCCUGGAGAUCCAAACUACUUGGUUGGAGCGAACUGCGUGUCUGUGCUCAUUGACCACUUCUGAGGAGCCUGUUACACACACACACACACACACACUGCCAUUAGCGAACUGAGCUCUUUAACUUUUCGGAAAUUAAAAUAUGAAGGAUGUCUGCGCUUUUCUAUUUUUAUUUUUUAUUUUAUUGAUAGAUUUUGAGGCAGGAGACAAGAUGAUCUAAUCUGGAGUACUGUUUCUCUCUUCUUCCUCCUUCUUCCUCUUCUUCUUCCUCUUCUUUUUUCUUCUCGUUGGACUGCACAAGAACCCCCCCCCCCCCCAGAUUUCCAUGAACCGCUGAUACGAACUCUCUCCAGUAUGCACGCUGCAGUAUUUAGAGUGACUUUCAUAUAUAAAGGAGAUCAAGCUUUAGUCUAUUUCAGUGAAGCCCCACACACACACACACACACACACACACACAGACAGGGUGGGUGUUGAGGGACGAGAAGAAAGUGUAGAAAUCGACACAGUGUCCAACAGAAAUGAAGGACUGUGACAGACAUUAGAUAUAAGGAAAGAAAUCGUACGUGAAACAAAGCACAGAACGUGAGCGUGGACGUGACCCGGUGCUGCUGUUCCCCAAAAAACCUCCUCCAGCUCCCUAACAAUAACGUCACAACUUUACACGUCUAGCACAAACUUCCCUACGCUGUGAAGAUCUAUGCACGUCAGACUCAGGACUCCUGCUCACACUCCUCCUCUCUUUCCUCUCUCUCUUUCUCUCUCUCUCUCUCUCUCUCUCUCUCUCUCUCACACACACACACACAAACACACACACACACUCAUGCUAAAGCAGAAGAUGCCUUAUUCAACAUUUUUCAACUCCGUGUGUUUGUCUUUUGCGUGAUAAGUUAUACGAUAAAAGCAACAAAAUGAAGUUCUGCCAGCGUGUCUAAUCCUGAAACACACGUAUACACACACACACACACACACAGAGAGCUCGGCGUACCUGCUAUGCACACGAUUCUGACACGAGAAGAAAAUCAGCUGUAUAUAAAGCUAACAUGGCCUUCGUUCUUGGUUUGUAAAUGACUUUUUUAUGUCUUUAUGGUUUUUGUAAGAAAAGAAAAAACUUAGGAAGGCAAAAAAAAAACAAAACAAAACCUCUAAACAAAAAUAAAUACAUAAAUGCAAUGAAAAUGAAGUUUAUAUUCCGGUUAUAUCUUGAGCCUUGCAAACUUGUGACUUGAUAGUAAUAUUAAUAUUAAUGUUUCCUUUUUUUUUUUGUUUUUUUUUUUUAAAAUCAAUUUAUCCACACUAAUGUCUAAACCUUUUUUGUUUUUUUAUUUUAUAAAACAAUUACCGCAACCAUUUUACGCUUUCAUUUUGAAAUCAUGAAGAAGUGCUCCGCUCGAGUUAAACGCUCUUCUGAUAAAGCGUGUUUCUCCGCUUCUGCUCAUUUUAUCUGUAAUGCUGUUUACGUGCCCUGAAAUGUAUUUUUUUACUAAUAGAUGAUCUAUUAUUAUUAUUAUUAUUAUUAUUAUUAUUAUUAUUAUUAUGGCACACCAGUAAGAUUUUAUUUUUUUCUUUUAAAUAACACGGCUUCAAUUGAACAUUAGAUCUUCACACCUUUUUUCUUUUUCUUCUGUUCAGUCCAGGUAUGCCACUAUAUUCCUUAAUAAAAUCAUUUUUAAAAUAAA
Molecule: messenger RNA, 7035 nt
Organism: Hemibagrus wyckioides
Lineage: Eukaryota; Metazoa; Chordata; Actinopteri; Siluriformes; Bagridae
Gene: tjp1a
Product: tight junction protein 1a
Exons: 30
Coding region: 488-5425 (1645 amino acids)
Biological process (GO): protein localization to cell-cell junction; positive regulation of blood-brain barrier permeability; cell-cell adhesion
Cellular component (GO): plasma membrane; bicellular tight junction
Molecular function (GO): cell adhesion molecule binding
Source: RefSeq, a predicted model, not a curated record